AGUAUUUCCAACAUUUUCUGUUUAUAUUUCAGAUUUUCAGCAUCUGUUGUAUUUAUACAGAGGAAUACUUACUGUUGAAAUGGGAAGACCUUGCUAAAGAGCAGGGUUAAUACAUAGGCUUCAGUUAUGUCAGCCUCUCCACACCAGCUGUCAGCCUCCAAACUGAUGCGUAACACAAAUUCCUGCUGUGGUUAAAAAUAGCUGAAGCAGUAAGGAUCACAGAAAUGGCUGCAAUGUCAGGUCCGUAUUUACGUUUCCACCACAUUCAUGGAACCAACGUGAGACUGGAUGAUUCUCAGACUCAGGCAACAAGAGCUGAGAGCUUCGGCAAUGGGGUUUGUUUCAGCAAAGAACCUUUGGAUCCUGACAAAAUUUUCCUUGUAGAAAUUGAAGAGAAAGAGUUAGGCUGGUGUGGUAAUGUAAGGAUUGGUUUGACAGCACACGAUCCAAGAAACCUAGAGUCAGUUCCCGAGUAUUCUCUCCCUGAUUUGGUAAACCUGGGGAGCAGUUGGGUUUUUGCAAUAACCAGGAAUCACAAUAAGGUCUCCACUGAUGAUCAGGAGUCCAGUCCUGCUCCAAUGCCACUCUGUUCCAUGGAGGCCUAUCUGCAAAUCGGAAAAUGUAAGAUCCCCAAGGACAAGCUGGUGGGAAGAAGCAGACCAGGAAGGUACAGUCACCUUUUGGAUCAACUGUAUAAGACUAAUGUUCUUCCUGCGACUGCCAGAGGAAGCAGGGUUGGGGUCUUGUAUAUCAUUCGUGCUAAUAUGGGGGAAAUGCACAUUGUCAUCAAUGGAGAGGACAUGGGUCCUUGUGCAAGAGGAAUCCCCACAAACCAGCCUCUUUAUGCUGUUGUGGAUGUGUUUGCUUCCACUAAGACUGUAAGGAUCAUACAAGUGGACUAUGGUCUUCCAUCUCUACAGACUCUGUGCCGUCAGCUUGUUCAGAGGUGCAUAAUGCAUAGACUGGCCAUCGACUGGCUAGACUUACCCAGCCCUUUAAAGAAUUACUGCAAAUAUGAAUGAUGAGGCCAUGUUGUUCGGAAAAAAUCUUUGAACUAGGCUUAUGAUGAAAACAGUAAAUCAUAUGGUUUCAUGUUAGCAUCCAUGUUACUUAUUCUUGUCUCACAGUUUCUUGUUCCACCCCUGUUUUGUAGUAAACUGUAAUGUAAGGUAUACUAAAAUUUGGAACAUGAAACAGAA
Messenger RNA from Carcharodon carcharias (great white shark), 1199 nucleotides. RefSeq names its product neuralized E3 ubiquitin protein ligase 2 (gene neurl2). NCBI's taxonomy places the organism in Eukaryota, Metazoa, Chordata, Chondrichthyes, Lamniformes, Lamnidae. The transcript has 2 exons. Gene Ontology annotation, biological process: intracellular signal transduction. Bases 225 to 1022 code for a protein of 265 amino acids. Gene Ontology annotation, molecular function: ubiquitin protein ligase activity. The record is from RefSeq and is a predicted model, not a curated record.